AUGCUGCAACGCUCUUGGCCGCUUCUGAAGGCGACAAAGGAAAAGAUCUAUGAACUUCGUAUCUAUGACAUUUUGCCGGGGAAAUACGACAAGUUCCAUCGCCUGACGUCGGAGCUGUUGCCUCUACGUGCAUCUGUGAGUAGGUGCCAGGGCUAUUGGAUAGUCCAGCUUGGUGCGAUUAACCAGGUGGCGCACAUGUGGGAGUACGACUCCCUGAAGCACCGGUACGACACACGCAACGCACUGCUCAGGGACGUGGAUUGGAAACAUCGCUACAUUGAUGAGCGUCAGUUGUGCCUGUCUGCUCAGAGUAACAUGUUGUUGCGCAUGACCUACCUCGAGAGCAACUCCAGCAUCCUCAGCUUCAAAUACCUGAUGAAGAUUACGCCGGAGAAGGAAUUGGUUUUGACGACGCCUGCGGCAAGUCUGGCGGCCUCCUACGUCGUGGUAACCGGAGAGCACGAGGGCAAGUACGUGCAUAUACUGAAGGGAAAGCUGCUAGAUGACCUGCUGGAGGUGGAGCCGACACCUGGUACCAUAUCCAAGAUCAUGGGCCCAGCACGCUGGUCGUCAGCGAUAGGGUGUCUCUGGCGCUAA
Messenger RNA from Trypanosoma conorhini, 597 nucleotides. Its product is annotated as putative protein NipSnap 3A-like. NCBI's taxonomy places the organism in Eukaryota, Euglenozoa, Kinetoplastea, Trypanosomatida, Trypanosomatidae. The transcript has a single exon. Bases 1 to 597 code for a protein of 198 amino acids. Gene Ontology annotation, cellular component: mitochondrion. The record is from RefSeq and is a predicted model, not a curated record.